Molecule: messenger RNA, 3939 nt
Organism: Vicugna pacos (alpaca)
Lineage: Eukaryota; Metazoa; Chordata; Mammalia; Artiodactyla; Camelidae
Gene: SMAP2
Product: small ArfGAP2
Cellular component (GO): cytoplasm
Molecular function (GO): GTPase activator activity
Source: RefSeq, a predicted model, not a curated record
GGGCUGGGUGGAGGAGGAGAGGAAGAGCUGCCGGAAGUAGGCGGCGGAGGUGGUGGCCGAGCAGGCGGCAGCUGCCAGGGAAACCGAGGCGCGGGACGCACGGCCCGCAGACAGGCAGGCCGGGGGGUCGUCGCUGCGCCCGGCACGCGGGAGGCCCGAGCGCCCCCCUUGCCUGGGCUGAGGGUCUCUGCCUGGUCCCACAGCCUCGUCGGGACUCGGGCCUUUCCCUAAGCCCGCCAGGGGGCGCCGCGCUGAGGGGCUGCAGAGUAGGGGGCAGGCGCGGCUGACCUGAGAAGGGGCGCCGGGCCGGGCCGGGGGAGAGGGCUCUCCCCCGCUCAGGAGGUGCCCCUGGGCGGGGAGCUGGGAGUCCUCACCUCCGGGCUGAGGUAGGGGUUUCUGGGGGCGAGGAGGGCGCGUCGCUCUCUGCCCCCGCCGGCACUCUGGCCAUGACGGGCAAAUCGGUGAAGGACGUGGAUCGGUACCAGGCGGUCCUGGCCAACCUGCUUUUGGAGGAGGAUAACAAGUUUUGUGCGGACUGCCAGUCUAAAGGGCCACGAUGGGCCUCCUGGAACAUUGGUGUGUUCAUCUGCAUUCGAUGUGCUGGAAUCCACAGGAAUCUCGGGGUGCACAUAUCCAGGGUAAAAUCAGUUAACCUCGACCAGUGGACUCAAGAACAGAUUCAGUGCAUGCAGGAGAUGGGGAAUGGAAAGGCAAACCGACUUUAUGAAGCCUACCUUCCUGAGACCUUUCGGCGACCUCAAAUAGACCCGGCUGUUGAAGGAUUUAUUCGAGAUAAAUAUGAGAAGAAGAAAUACAUGGACCGAAGUCUGGACAUCAAUGCUUUUAGGAAAGAAAAAGAUGACAAGUGGAAAAGAGGGAGCGAACCAGCUUCAGAGAAAAAAAUGGAACCUGUUGUUUUUGAGAAAGUUAAAAUGCCACAGAAAAAGGAAGAUCCACAGCUACCUCGGAAAAGCUCCCCGAAAUCCACAGCCCCUGUCAUGGACUUGUUGGGCCUUGAUGCUCCUGUGUCCUGCUCCACUGCAAACAGUAAGACCAGCAACACCCUAGAGAAGGAUUUAGACCUCUUGGCCUCUGUUCCAUCUCCCUCUUCUUCGGUUUCCAGAAAGGUUGUAGGUUCCAUGCCAACUGCAGGGAGUGCCGGCUCCGUUCCUGAAAACCUGAACCUAUUUCCAGAGCCAGGGAGCAAAUCUGAAGAAACAGGCAAGAAACAGCUCUCUAAAGAUUCCAUCCUUUCACUGUAUGGAUCCCAGACGCCUCAGAUGCCUGCCCAAGCAAUGUUCAUGGCUCCUGCUCAGAUGGCGUAUCCCACAGCCUACCCCAGCUUCCCUGGAGUUCCCCCUCCUAGCAGCAUCAUGGGGAGCAUGAUGCCCCCCACAGUGGGCAUGGUGGCCCAGCCAGGAGCUUCUGGGAUGGUUGCCCCCAUGGCCAUGCCUGCAGGCUACAUGGGCGGCAUGCAGGCGUCCAUGAUGGGUGUGCCAAAUGGGAUGAUGACCACCCCGCAGGCCGGCUACAUGGCAGGCAUGGCAGCUCUGCCCCCGACGAUGUACGGGGUCCAGCCGGCUCAGCAGCUGCAGUGGAACCUCACUCAGAUGACCCAGCAGAUGGCUGGGAUGAACUUCUGUGGAGCCAAUGGCGUGCUGAGCUAUGGACAGUCGAUGAAUGGUGGAAGCGGACAGGCAGCAAGUCAGACUCUCAGCCCUCAGAUGUGGAAAUAAAAACAAAACACCUGUAUGACUCCCACUCCCCUCGGCCCCCUCCCUCCCCGGUUUUCCUCUUUCCCCAACUCCUCCCACCCCACCCCCUGCCCUACCCUUCUCUGUUCGGUUUAGAAAUUGCUCAGUCCAUCAUUUGGGGGUUGGCAUUCUGCCCAGCCCAGGCAUGUCCCAGACACGCAGCCCUCUCUGUUGCUUUAUGUUGUUGUUCAUGUCCCCUCGCCGCCCUGACUUCCCCCCAGCCUCAGCCCUGGUCCUCUCCUGGCAUCAGCACCUUAGGAAUUGUUGACAGAAGGCACUUAAGACUGCAGGAUAAACGUGCACACCUUUGAGCACCUUUCCCACAGGGUUAAACCUCCUUUCAGACUCAGAAAGUUCUGUAGGGGUUGUGUCUUAGGCACAGAAGGGAGGGUUUAGAGGUCCUUCUAUAUGUGUUGAUAAGCUAUUUCUCUGUGUUUAAAUUUUGGGAUGAAAAGGAAGGCAUCGUGCUCCCUUGAUUUAUAGGAAUGAAGAAAGUACUGAAAUAAAAUUAAAUACUCCUUAGGUCUUAGAUCACAUUGGCCCUAGCCCUGGGGUGAGGCAAACCUCUUCCUAUGAGAAUGAGCAAAAAUCUGACUCUACUGUGUCCUCAUUGCUUUCUGGAUCUGAGACUUCAGAACUUGCUGCUUCAGUCAGCCUUUAUUAGCACCAAAGACUCUACGAAGGGCCCCCACAAAAACACCCCUUUCCCCAUCUCAAUCCUGCCUUCAGUAGGAUCUGGCUUUGCAGCUGGAAGACCAGCCCCUCCAGUGGGAAUGCAGAGCUUAACAUGUGUACUAGCGUGUGUGUGUGUGUGUGUGUGUGUGUGUGUGUGUUCGUUCCCCGCCUCCCAUUCUCUCCCCAUCUGCUCUGGGUAUUUUUGUUUUUGUUUUUGUUUUAGCUUUAGGUUUACAACAGAGAGGAGUUAAUUUAUCAACAGCCUAAAACUGUUGCCAGUUUUUUGUAUAGUCUAAAAAAAUUACAGUCUCAUGGGUAGCUCCCUUCCUCCUUUCCCCUCUCCAUCCCACCAGUCACUCUUUCAUGCCUGUGUGUCCAGGCUACCCUGUGUCCCCACCUGUUCCAGGUGUGUGAGGCAGAGUGUCUGGGCAGCUUUCCUCUCAGCCACUGUUCACCCCACUCGAAAAUUAAAACAAGAAAACUUUGCUUAAAAGAUUUCAUCUGUGGGAACCACAAUUCCUGGUUGCCUUUCUCCUGUGUAUGUGUAAAUUCCUUAAUAAAUAUCGCAGGGAAGGACGGCUCUCACUGUGUGUCACUCUUGGAGGUGGGUGAGUUCUACCCAGGUUCUCUGCUUUCCAGGGGAAGUUCCCGCACUUUCUGUAUUUUAAGAAACUUUGUACAGGGGCCCAGGGCCAGGCCCAGACUCAGGCAGUCAGGAAGGGGGCCUUUGUCCUGUGGUGUCUGAGUUGUGAGGUAUCUGUGCCUGCUAGAGUCCUGGAACACCAGAACUAGGAGCACCCCUUUCCUCUCCCAGCUAGAGAAGCUGAGAGCCCCCCUCCCCACCUUCCUUCCUCUGAGUACCCCUUGAGAAUCCUUUCAGGUGUAAGUGAGAGGAUAGCACAGUGGCUAAGAAAGUCAGCUCUGGAUCAGGCUGCCAGUGUUCAUAUCCCUUCUUACUCUGUGACCUGGGCAAACUAUGUCUCUGUAAGAUGGGAUUCCUGGUAAUACUUAAGGUAGGGUGAAGCAAUUCCUGUGGGGCACAGUAUUGGGCACUUUGCACUCGAAUGUUAGCAAGUAUUGUGUGCCAGACCUAUGUUAGGCAUUAAUUCACUCAAAUGUUUAAUAAGUGCUUACAAUGUCUUAGGCUCUGGAGUAAAGCAGUGAGUCAAAACUCCCUGAUCUCGUGGAACAGUGUGGUAGGAGAGAUGGACAAUAAAUAAGUAAAUAAAUUAUUUAAUUUCAGAUAGUAAUAAUACAAGGUAAGACAAAUUUAGGGGAGAGGGUGGGACCUCUUGGUUGGAGGGGGACCGUUUGGAUGGAGUAGUCAGAAGCAGAUUACAGUUGAGCUGAGACCUGAAUAAGGAGCCAGUUGUGUGGAGAUCUGGAAAAAGCAGAACAGAGGUAGGUGUCUGCGUGCGGAAUUGUUUGGUGGAGGUGUUGGUUUGGGAGUCAUGAGGAUGUGGAUGGUGUGUAAAGCUGUGAGACUGGAUGAAGUCACCUAAGGAGAAAG